UGAAAGAAAAAAAGUGGGAUUUUUUAUGCUAAAACGAGGGGAAGCCAAAUUCGGUCAGAAUGUGUCUGUCGCGCGCGUUAGCAACUCACUUUGAAUGCGUCUGUUCAAUAGAUGCAUUCAGAGUGAGUUGACAACCCACUUUGACGCGUGCGUAUUGUGUCAGAAUGCGUCUGUUGAAUAGACACAUUCUGAUCGGUUUACUUUUUUUUAAAAUGCGUCGUAUGGAAAAAAAAAUUCCUGAAUGAGUCUCUUCAAGAGAUACAUUGGGAUGGGGACAAAAAAAGCUCCCAUUUUUUCCUAAAUAAGUUCCAAUGCACCCCUUUUCUCCAAUUAAAUUUCAAUCCACCCCUUUUCUCCAAUUAAAUUUCAAAACAACUCCUGAUCUCAAUAACCCUGUCUGCACGCAGAUUCUAGUAAUACAUCCGUAAUUUCAUUCUCAGAAGAAAAGUAAAAGCUUAUGAAUAAAUUUUGUUAAUAUUCGAUGUUUAUGCAAAAGAAUUGAGAGGUCCGCUAAUUUAAGAAGAGAGAGCCAUAGUGCCAUCCGCCAAAAAUGACAGCCAAACAAAUCCUUCGUUAUCAUCGAAUCUUUUCACAGUUCAUUUUAAUAGCUUCUUUAUAAAUCUCUCUCCUUUCCCUCUCCCAAUUUCAUUGCUCUCUUUUUAACCUUCCUUUUCAAAUCAUUAAAACACAUAGCCUCCCAUCCAUCUCAUUCCCAUCAUGUCGUCCUUUGUUUCGUUGCCACUUCUCACGACGCUUCCCUGCACCCCCUCGACGAGAAAUAAGAGUACUAUUUUGCAUUUGAGUAGUCUUUCUGCAAGAGAUGGUACUUUGUUAUGUGGGCAGAGGCUGUUUUCCAACAUGAGAAUGGCAAAGGCUUCAAAAGGAGCAUCUGCACUUCCCACCUUCAAAUCAAAUAUUUCUUGCUCCCUAGCCCAACCAGAAACACUGCAAGUUGUUCAAGAAAUAAUUGCCAAGCAACUCUCUCUGGAACAAAGCGCAGUGAUCCCUCAAACGAAGUUUUCUGAUUUGGGAGCUGAUUCUCUUGACACCGUUGAGAUCAUGAUGGCUUUGGAAGAGAAGUUUGGAGUGUCCAUUGGAGAAGGUGGAGCUGAGGGCAUCUCUACCGUUCAAGACGCUGUCGAUUUGAUCGAGAAAGUCAAGGCAUCCUCUGCAAGUUAAACCAACACAGCAACAUAUCUAUUCAUGCCUUCAAAUCCCAAUAAUUUUGCAUUAGAUUUAUGGUUUUGUUCAUCUUUAAUUCAAGGAAGUUGUUUGUGGUUCAAAACUGAUUCAAAGUGACAUGGAAAACAAAAGAAAGAAGAGUUGCAAUCUGAAUGAAAUAAUACUAUACAUUAUAUACACAUAAUUCACAAGUUUAUUGUUAUAGAUUACUAAGAGCCAACAGAACACUAAGAAAUUCAACCUCCCUCUCCGUGAAGAAUAUUUAAUGCCAGGUUGGUUGAUAUUAUAUACGUAUAUAUACAUUUAUAUCUUAUAUACAGUUAUUUGGCUGCUUCCCUUCCCCUUCAAUGAUCGAAUCCAUACGAAGACACUUAAUCGA
Benincasa hispida (wax gourd) is the source of this 1561-nucleotide messenger RNA. RefSeq names its product acyl carrier protein 1, chloroplastic-like. Gene Ontology annotation, molecular function: acyl carrier activity. NCBI's taxonomy places the organism in Eukaryota, Viridiplantae, Streptophyta, Magnoliopsida, Cucurbitales, Cucurbitaceae. The record is from RefSeq and is a predicted model, not a curated record. Gene Ontology annotation, biological process: fatty acid biosynthetic process.